CUUAAUGACGCAUGGAGGGCUCACAGAAAAGAGUUUUUAAAGCUUGUUUACAGACUUCUCAUACUGACCAUCUAUUUCACAGGUCACAUAUGGUGUUUUCUAAGAUGCAUAUUUAAUCAAUAUAGUUUAUUAGUGUGAUUUUCACUGUGCUAAAUAACUACCAUCAUUUUGUUUUAACUUUUAUCACUGUAUAUUAUCACAUAUUUAUUAAAUACAACAGUAGAAUAGAAUAGAAUAGAAUAGAAUAGAAUAGAAUAGAAUAGAAUAGAUGUUCAAUAUCAGUGAUUAACAAUGAAUGCAUUUUAGCAGCUCUUUCUUUGGGUUAGCAGCACACAACAAAAUGUAAAUCUUUCUGUUUUUAAUAGACAUUUCCGCGAUAUAGAUAUAUUAUUAAUUUUAGUUGAAUUUUGUUUGUAUAUUAUCAGUUAUAACUUCACCAUGGCCUUCCACACGGAAGACUUUUGCAGACUUUCACUGUUUUUACUCCCAGUUUGUUUCUGCGCAUCACAUACAAUCCAUUCUGCGCUAAUGCUUCAUCAUUUACGGUACCACAGCGUCGUUACCAUGACAACUCGGAUUCGUUCGUCUUCUCCGAAAACAAGCCGCACACAGAAGUACAGCAAGAACACUGUUUUCCUUAAAGUAUGACCAGAACACGCUGUCUGUCGCAACAGAAGUCUGUCUUGUGAAGCUGCUCCGGCUGCGCAGGGAUUUUUUUUUUUUUUUAAACACCGGGAGCAUCUGCCAUAAAUACAGGCAGCGUUCGUGAUGGAAGCCCCGCAGGAAGACGUGGCUACUGUCGGUGCCUCAGCGGCGAUUGAAGGGCAGCAGUUGAAAGCGUCGGAAGAAGCAAUCGCAUUCAUGUCCAGCAUCGAGCCUCAGAAGUGCGUGUUUGCAGACUCUCUGGUGACUGUGUCCGAGGGAGGCAGAGAUCUGGGGAAGUUCAGUGUUCAGGUGGAGUUUGGCCGCAGAGUCCAGCAGCCCUGUCUGCUGCUGUAUGCUCAGAGCCACGGAGCCAUUGAUGACUCCCCCUGUGGGACAACAGUGACAGCCUACCUAACUUCUGACCUGGAGGUGCUGGAGGAAGAUUUCCACGAGUAUGUCAAGGUCAACGGCCACAGCUUGGACAAGAGGUGUCACAUGGUGCAGCGUGACGGACAGAUGGUGAUCGAUAAAGUCACAACUGUGGGAGAGGAGGUGACAAAGGAGAGCGUUUCUCAUCCCAUGUCUGUCCUACGAGGGCUGGUAACUGAGGGCUCCACCUUGUUGCUGAUGCGUCUCAUGGCUCUGAGGAAAAAGGUGCCAGAAAACAUGACGUUUGUCUCCUUGGACCAACGAUUGCGCAUCAUCCACACCACCUUUAGUGAGCUGGGUCUGAAGCAGCUGGAGGUUGGAGGUGAGACACUGGAGGCAUUUGGAGUGGAGAAGAUUGUUCAUUCUGUGGAGGACAGUCCUACCGCUUGGCACUGCUACUUCCUGGAUGACGGACACUUGGCCAGCAGAGUGCAGGUGGGAUCACCAGUCGCUAUGAGGCUUCUGGAGCUGCCAUCAAAAAUAGAAAAAGGUUUUGAAAAGAUCCCCCUUGUCUGGGAAGAAGACAUGCAGAUGCAUUCAGAGUUCCUGGACAGAAAGGAGGAGCUGAAGGCUGGCCAUGCCUCAUACCUCAGACAACAUCCAGAGAUCAGGGCCCUCAUGUCUGACUUUCUGCAGUUCUUGUUGCUGAGGAAACCUGAUGACGUCUUCCAGUUUGCCAGAGAAUACUUCCUUCCUUUUGCACCUCGCCGUCCUCCAGAAGCAGACCCGAAAGCCGAGUCGCUUUAAAAGCACACUUAAGGGCACAUCUUGCAUGUUACAAAACUCAGUCUUUUUCCCUGUUCAUUUAUCACAAUAUCUCACACUGAAGUUUAAUAUUCACACUUGUUUUUUUUCUUUUGAAUGAUAGCUAAUAAGUGGUAAGAAGGGGAACAUGGUGGAGAGGAGCAAUUACUUUCAAACUUGUGGCUGUGUGAUCUUUUCACAGAACUUUAUUGAUCUGAAUAAACUGAUUUGUCAAAAACA
Molecule: messenger RNA, 2058 nt
Organism: Amphiprion ocellaris (clown anemonefish)
Lineage: Eukaryota; Metazoa; Chordata; Actinopteri; Pomacentridae
Gene: catip
Product: ciliogenesis associated TTC17 interacting protein
Exons: 9
Coding region: 769-1821 (350 amino acids)
Biological process (GO): cilium organization; actin filament polymerization
Source: RefSeq, a predicted model, not a curated record